Messenger RNA from Phalaenopsis equestris, 1027 nucleotides. Its product is annotated as plant UBX domain-containing protein 1. The coding region runs from base 96 to 803 and encodes 235 amino acids. NCBI's taxonomy places the organism in Eukaryota, Viridiplantae, Streptophyta, Magnoliopsida, Asparagales, Orchidaceae. Gene Ontology annotation, biological process: protein-containing complex disassembly. The transcript has 7 exons. The record is from RefSeq and is a predicted model, not a curated record. Gene Ontology annotation, molecular function: ATPase binding.
CUUAGUUUUCCAAGAAAAUAAAAAUUAAUUCUACUUCCUUUGGCUUCGUCGCGUCUCUUUGAUCGGCGAUUCGGGAGAAUUUUUCUUUAGUCUCCAUGGACGAGGAGAGCGCUAAGGCUAAGCUUUUAUCUAUAGCGAAUGAACUUGGACAUGAAAUCCGUGUUUUCACAAACACAGCAACGUCUGGAUCAUCCAAUGAAGUAUCUGCUCCUCCCGAUGAUGAGCCUGAUGAUUUUUACGAUUUCACCCCUGAAGAUUAUUACCGUAUCAUAUCUGAUAAACUUGGAGCCCAAUCUCAUAUUCUCAAGACCCGUAAAAUCCGGGAAGCAGAGGCAGCAGCUCGUAAAGCAAGAGUAACUAAGGCUGUGAUCAGGUUACAAUUUCCAGACAACUACAUUCUCGAGGCCAAAUUUCAACCAUCAGAGAAAAUUCAAAGUUUAGUGGAUCUUCUCAUGAAAGUGCUUGCCCAACCAGAUCUGCCAUUCUACUUGUAUACCACUCCGCCUAAGGAAAAAAUCAAAGAUUUUUUGAAGGAUUUUUACUCAGCCGGUUUUGCUCCUGGAGCUAUAGUGUACUUCUCAUAUGAUCUUCCCAAAGAUUCAGAGUUGAGCGCAGUUGCUAGUGCUGGGCAUUAUCUUCGUCCAGAUAUAUUGUCCUUGAAUGGAUUAGACUUUCCUCGCGAGGAAACUGAACCUAUGAAUUCUGACCGUAGAAUUUCCAUAGCGGAGGCUUCCCAUGAUGCUUCAGAGUCAGAGCAGCCUGCCAAGAAGAAGCCAACUAAACCAAAGUGGCUCAAAUUGUGAAGGUAGGAGUUACUGAGCUAUUUUAAAAGAUUUUCAUAUCUGAUAUACUAUUUGUAAAUAUAGAUGAUAUUUUUAUUGAGUAGACUAGCCUUGCAUGACGAAGAUGUGAAAUAAUUCAUAAACCUAAUUUGGCCAUCCUAAUACACUCAUGGCUUAUUCAAUCUUAAAGAGAAGUUUAAUUGUAUUUGAUUUGAUUUCAUAUGACCUUAUUGUAUAAAAAAAAG